Molecule: messenger RNA, 1203 nt
Organism: Micromonas pusilla CCMP1545
Lineage: Eukaryota; Viridiplantae; Chlorophyta; Mamiellophyceae; Mamiellales; Mamiellaceae
Exons: 3
Coding region: 1-1203 (400 amino acids)
Biological process (GO): cell wall pectin biosynthetic process
Cellular component (GO): Golgi apparatus
Molecular function (GO): arabinosyltransferase activity
Source: RefSeq, a predicted model, not a curated record
AUGACGGCGACCGCGGCGAGAGGCGUCGUCGUCGGCGCGCUGCCGCUGUCUCGAUUUUGCGGCGGGCACUUCUUCUUCGUGCGGGGCGGGGACGCGAAGCGGACGUGCCUCGCGGUGCACACGACGUAUCAGUUCAGUCAGGCGCGAGGGAAGCGGCAGCGGCUGCGCGAGCACGGGCUCUGGACGCUCGACGACGACGCGUACUACGAGGGGAGGGACGUCCCGGGGUGCGAAGGGUUCGUGAUGGCGUCGCCGGAGGACGCGCCGCCGCGCGCGUUGCUCGCGUCGGGACUUUACUUUUGGGUCCCGCGCGCGCGCGUUUCGUUUUGCUCUCUCCGCCCAUCACCCCUCGCUUUCAAUCCCGACACGCCUCGACGCCUUCGACUCCGCCUGACGCCUUUCGAUUCCAUCACCCCGAAAUCGAUCACAAUAAAUACACCGUCAGCGGGCGUGGAGAAUCACCUCGCCGCCGCCGCGUGGUACCGGCUCGCGAUGCGCAACCUCAUCGCGAUCGGUGUCGCUUUACGUCGGACGCCGAUCAUGCCGGAGUUGACGUGCGCGUGCGACCGGUACUGGGGGAACGUCCUCCCGGGGUGUUACAUCCAAGGCUCGGACGCGAGGCCGCCGUUUCCGCGGUGCCCGCUCGAUCACGUGAUGAACCUGCCGAAUAUGGAAGCCGCGGGGGUGACGCAUCGCGAGUAUUCGUUCCUGAAUAACUCCAGGGUGUCGGACACGAUGCGCGAUCCGUCCAAUCACGCGUUCGUCGAGCUGAAUCUCGACGCGGACGCGAGGAAUGGGAGCGUGCCGCGCGUCGCGGGAGUGACGACACGCGGCGCUCAUCACGCGAUGAGAAGGAUCUCGCUCGACGCGUAUCCCACCGACGUCGAGUGGGUCGCCGCGGCCGGGGACGCGAAAGAGCCCGUCCUCGUGGUCUCCUCCGCGAUCGCGUCGUUCUGUACGUUCAAAAAACGCACGGACGCGAUCAGUUUCGACGCGCGGAUGGCGAAAGCGCUUCGCGCGGAGUCGCACUUUUGCCGCCCCGGCGACGGAGGCCCGGGCUCGCGGUCGUGCGAGAUUGGAUUCGAGAUUCCCGCGGGCGUCGCCGACGACGCCGACUGCGACGCGUUGCGGCGCGCGUGGGACGAGCCCAGCGGGUCGUUCCGCGGGCGGUACGCGCGGAUGAGCGCGCACAAAGAUAGUUAG